Betta splendens (Siamese fighting fish) is the source of this 7134-nucleotide messenger RNA. It is a transcript of the gene gjd1b, whose product is annotated as gap junction delta-2 protein. The transcript has 2 exons. Gene Ontology annotation, biological process: cell communication. Bases 1310 to 2230 code for a protein of 306 amino acids. The record is from RefSeq and is a predicted model, not a curated record. Gene Ontology annotation, cellular component: connexin complex. NCBI's taxonomy places the organism in Eukaryota, Metazoa, Chordata, Actinopteri, Anabantiformes, Osphronemidae.
GUCCCUUUAUGCGUGUUGGUAGUGGAAACAUCGGAGAACAUACUUGCACUUACAGUAGGUGUCAGUGCACGCUGGAGGAGCCAGACGCUGAUGAAAACGUGGCUGGAAGACGAGCGGCGUGGGGGAGACGUGGAGAACAUCAUUUAUUUGGUGAGGAUGGAGCAGCAUGAGACGAAGAGCAGAGGAGGAGUGGGGGGAUAAACUCAGCGAUGGAGAGUGAGUGAGAGGGAACAAGAGGGGGGAGGAGCACAGAGAUGAUUCCUCUCUCUAAUCCUCUAGACACACGCUUGGUCUGGCUGCCUACUGGCUCAGGGAGAGAGAGAGACGGAGGCAGGUGGAAGGGGCGAGCGGCGAGAGGCUGAGCGAGAAGGGAAAAACAAGAUGAAGGGAAGAGAAGAACGGAGAGUAGCCUCCUGUAAACACCGCUGAGCGAAGCAGAGAGCGCGAGAGAGGCAGUAACGGCAGGACGAGGAGGAAACCAGUGGCUGGAGCACGGUGUGGAGCAGAGGGAAGGAGGCGGUGGAGCACUGUGAUGCUUCGCUCCGGAGCUGCCUGAGGAACCACACGGAGGAGGAUUCCCCUAGAAACGGAGCGAAAGAGGGAGAGAGAGAGAGAGAGAGAGAGAGAGAGGAAGAAGAGCAUGGAGGAGUGGAGCGUGAGCAGAGGUCCCUGGUUGCUGAGGCUCACAUGAGUGAAUGGACCUGAGCCCAGUCACUUACUACAAGAUGCUGUCAAAGACUCAGAGUGUGAGGGUGGAGUGUUAGUGUGCACGCGAUGGAUAUCUGUCUCCACAAACUACAGCCGCUCUUCAAAACUCCAAGCAGAAGUAAAUGGUGUCACUCACUGUGUGUGUGUGUGUGGGUGUGUGUGUGUGUGUCAGUGUCAGGAACAUCUGAGUGGCCAGCUGUUUAGAAAGUAAAGGUCAAGUGCACCGAGAGGAGGAGAACAGGGAGCAAAGAGGGAAGACGUGCUCACGUGAGCAGGUGCACGGACGAGGAAUUACCCCCCCACACACACACCUACGCACGCUUAGUGUGUGUGCAGCGAACGCACAAAAGCUUUAGUCGAAGCAUCUCGUGCUCUUGAGGGCGCUGGUGUGUGUUUUAGCACAUACAAAUGCGACCCAUGGGGCAUUUUUGAACCCUCUGACUCCUCCCUACGCUCACCUGCCCGUCGGAGGCCGGCCCCCCGCCUCGUCUCCACUCAGCGCGUGGACCCGAAGGCUCCGGAGCCCGCUGACCGGGAAGCCCACCAGAAGCGGGGCCAGCCCUGACUGCCUGCGCCCAGUGGAUGUCUCCAAACCGCAGCCAUGGGAGAGUGGACCAUCCUGGAGCGCCUCCUGGAGGCCGCCGUGCAGCAGCACUCCACCAUGAUUGGGAGAAUCCUGUUGACGGUGGUGGUGAUCUUCCGUAUCCUGAUCGUGGCCAUCGUCGGCGAAACCGUCUACGAGGAUGAGCAGACCAUGUUCAUCUGCAACACUCUGCAGCCGGGCUGCAACCAGGCCUGCUACGACAAGGCCUUCCCCAUCUCCCACAUCCGUUACUGGGUCUUCCAGAUCAUACUGGUCUGCACGCCCAGCCUCUGCUUCAUCACCUACUCCGUCCACCAGUCAGCCAAGCAGAGGGACCGCCGCUACUCCUUCCUCUAUCCCAUAAUGGAGAGGGACUACGGCGGACGGGACGGGGCGCGGAAGCUCCGCAACAUCAACGGGAUUCUAGUUCAGCACGGCGGAGACGGCGGGGGAGGGAAGGAGGAGCCCGACUGCCUGGAGGUGAAGGAGAUCCCCAACGCCCCCAGAGGCCUCACGCACGGGAAAAGCUCCAAGGUUCGUCGGCAAGAAGGCAUCUCCCGCUUCUACAUCAUCCAGGUGGUGUUCAGGAACGCGCUGGAGAUCGGCUUCCUGGCGGGCCAGUACUUCCUGUACGGCUUCAGCGUGCCGGGGAUCUUCGAGUGCGACCGCUACCCGUGUCUGAAGGAGGUGGAGUGCUACGUGUCGCGGCCGACGGAGAAGACGGUGUUCCUGGUGUUCAUGUUCGCCGUGAGCGGCAUUUGCGUGGUGCUGAACCUGGCGGAGCUCAACCACCUCGGCUGGCGCAAGAUCAAGGCGGCCAUCAGGGGCGUCCAGGCCCGCAGGAAGUCGAUCUGCGAGAUCAGGAAGAAGGACAUGGCGCAUUUGUCGCAGCCGCCCAACCUGGGCCGCACACAGUCCAGCGAAUCGGCGUACGUCUGACGAGGAGGGGGAGAAAAACAGGAGGAGGGGGCCGACUGUGCAAGAGAGAGCAUGAAUUCAUUAUGAUUUUAAUUUGAUAAAAGCAGCAUGGGGGGUCGAGGAAGAGGACCUCUUCUCUGUGAUGUAAUGAAACAGAAUGUAAAAAGACCAAAUCUCUGGCUCCAGAGUUCAGAAAACUAGAGGAAGAAGAAAAUGUCAAAACAGAAAGGUGACAGACGCGUUUUGAUCUCUUGGGGAGAUAUUCCAACUGCCAUUUUAUACUUUUGAGUUUUUUUACUAAUUACCUGCUCCUCGCUUCUUUUACUGGGAGGUACAAACGACGGGAGGUUGGAACAGACGGACUAUAAAAAAAGAGAGGAGCAUAAGUGUGAGACUGUUGUGUGUUCUUUGGGGAUAUUGCAGGAGGAUGACAGUGUUUGACGCUUCCUAUGGUGCUUUUCUUCUGGAUCGUGUCAGCCUGAAUGAAAAAGGAAAUGACGGCGGCGUCAUUAAAGGAGAAACGGAAGGGCCGUCAAAGCCACGACAGGCUGUGGAGGACCUGGGCCGGGGGUACGGGGCGGACGUCACACUCUGGGAACGCAUGUGAAACAAAGCCAGGCGGGAGAGAAGGGAGGGGACAUUUUUCUUUCCUUGCCGGAGACUGGAGGUGAACCGAAGCCAGAGGGGAAAGCGCUGCCUCCGAUCAGUGUCAGAGUCGCCUCCGUGGGCCAAGACCAAGGGAAGGAGAGCGACGAUGCUUACGCUCCGUCUCUUGGCGAACGGUGAUUUUAACACAAACACGGCGAGUAGCAUAAACACUGCUCCUCUCGCCUCCUCGCUUCCACGGCUGGCGGCCGCGCGCUCCGCGUGCCGCCGGUGACCCCUCGCUGCUCUCGCGCUACGUAAACUUUGCAGAGGAACGAGUGAAGGGGACGAACAAGCGGCGCGGGGACGUCAGUCUCUCCGGGAGCUCAAAGUAAACGUCCCCCCGGUCGCCCGCAUUCCUGCGAGCGGAGAAACGGGGAGAGAGAGAGGAGCAGAGCUGGAGACUAAAGAGCAGGAACAGAUCACUUUAUUACAACUUUACACAAAUUUUAUAAAGUAUAUCACCAUAAGUUAUGAUUUUUAUUUUGAGAAAGCUAUGGUGCCAUCCUUGAGAUAUUUAAUUACUGUUAAAGAUUUACAUAAAGUAUAUCAUCAUAAUAUUAUUUAUCCAUUUAGACUAUAUUCAAAUAGAUUUAUUUAACUUUGCAGGUGGGUUGGUUGCAAUCUGAUGUUGCUGUUUUUUUUAAGUGUAUAAUCUGUCCGUCCUUUUUUAUUUUAUUUUAUUUCUGUUUAGUCUAAAGCGUUUCUCGCUGAUGGAGCCGAUGACUGAUGUGUAGCGGUGGGAAGGGACGCGUUGCUGGGCCUCGGCCACGUCGAGCCGCUUCGUGAGACUCGUGUUUACGCGACACUCCGUCCCUUGAAGGGAGAGCCGUGUUCUUCGCAUCCUAGUGGUUUUCAUUUUGCGUUUCUCUCCUGACUGGAUUUCAGCAUGCAUGCCUUGUACGAGAAAAAAGUGAAGGAAUGAUGUGAACGGAAACAGAAAACGAUAAUCGGGAGCGUUGCACCUUGAUUAAUGCAGACGAGUGGGCGAGUGGCAGACUGGAGGAACUCGUGAUGGGACGUGGGCUGUGUUGUUGGACACGCGGGGACAUUCACAAGUGCAUCAUUUUAAAACUAGGAGCUUUCACAUGAAACCAGACAUAAGGACAGUUUGGUGAACACACGGAGCAGCGUGAUGAAACUUUGGCUAUCAGGUCCAAGGGAAAACAGAUUUUUCAUCCUAGUAACAUUUAUUGGCUGUAAACGCACCUGAUGAGUGGUCUUACGUUUCGCAUGCGCCGCGCAGUAAACAGGAUAACGUAUCACUCGUGACACUGUAAGCUGCCUAAACCAGCAGCUACAGCAGGUCCUCGCGCAGCAGCGGAUGCGGGAGCAGAAAUCCCCCGUCUCCCCUCGCUGUCGCCGCCACAGUCUUUGCGAUUCUUACAGGUGAUUAUCCCCAGAUUUAGACUCCUCUCAGGAUCUCCACGGGGCUCAAUGGGAUUGGUGCGCUCCACUGUAUGCGCUAGGAGCGACAAAUACGCUAACGGUGCAUGGCCCAAUGCCUAAUAAUAGAGGCUGGAUCUUGGCUUCCCUCAGCUACUGAGCUCCGCAUGGUGCUUCUAGUGAAGGCUUAAACCUUGGGCUUAAAGGCCAAGCCAAUGUCCUGUACAGUUCCUGCUGGAGGGUCGCUGCGCUGAUCUAAUCUCCACAGCGUUCAGGUCAAAGCUUGUGUUUUGAGUGAGUAGUAAAUACGCAUGAGAUGGACAUAAAGGUCUAUUUAAAGAAAGAAACUGUGCAUACGGCAGAUUUAAGGCCACACCGCUCCACUUGGACCGUUGUUAUGUCUGGUUUCAUUCAGGACAGGAACCCAAACAGGCACCGAGGACGUAGGCGGCCAUAAAUGUGUCCCGGGUUCCUUCGCUUCACAUUCAUCCAGCGUUAAUAGUGACGCAUUACUCCUGCAGUCCCACGAUCCAACACGCAAGCGGGUCCCAGAUCUUCCGACAGCCCGUUACUCUCUCCCCGUCUACUUUUCUAUUUGUCAAUGUGAAAUUAAUUAUGCAACUUUUCUUUCUCUUUUUUUUUGACUUGUGGAUUAAUUUUGUUGUCUGUUGCUCUUUUUGUGCAGUGACAUAUCAAAAAAAGAAAGAAUUAUUUCUAUGUAAAAGAACUACAUUUAUUUUCAAUGUGUAAAAUCAAGGGUCGAGUGUUGAAAUAUAAGACUAGAAGAAAAAAUAUGUUACUUCUCCUCCCUUGCCAAAGUGAUAUGCAAAAUCUCAGUAAUUUUAAAAGAUUUUUUUAUGCAUGCGUAAUGGCUAUAGAAUAAGCAUGUUUCUAUGUUUUUGUCAACAACAAAGUCUUUAAAGGAAGUUUUUUAGUCCAAACUUUGGAGCGAAGCUAUUACGUCUUGAUGCCAAGUGUGUAUAUAAACCCCCCAGGUUUUCUGACGGUUCACAGGAGACACUCGACUGUGUUCAAACUACCUAUGACAGAUCCUCCAUCUGUUUCUACUACUUUUGAAAAGCCACUACAAACAGUAACUCUUCUACUUCAAUUUAUUUGCACAUGAAUAUGAAUCCCUUUAUAAUCGGUUGUAGAAGACGUUUUAUUCUCCAAGCCGACCUUUAGAUUUAACACAGGGUACACAGGAAUAAAAGCAUUCAGGCCAGGCUGACACCUUCUCGUCAGACAACAAAGCAUUCCAGGAUUUAGUCCCCAGCACAAUGUCGAGCUGAUCUACACUUAAGACCAUUGUAUUUGAAUAUGACUCAUCCUUAGUAAAACAACUACACUGACAGCAGUCUCAGGAAAGAAAGCAUUCAAUCUUUUACACAAAUCUUUUCUAGUGAAAAUGCUGUUUCUAUGGUAAAAGACGAAAUCGCUUUUAUAGACCGAGUCUCACUCCAUUGCUCCCUCGUACUGUGAAGCCCAGCCCACACAACUGUCUUCAAGCCUGAUUAUUUACCUGUUGGUGCUACUGAGGUUGGACUCUGUACCAAGAACGUGAAUCUGAGAUCCGAUGCCUCGCGUCCAGCGCACUACUGCCCCACAUACCACAGGUCACGUAGCGAAGCAGACCCCCCCCUAACUCCCGACUGUUACUAGAAACGCAGGCUCGUCUGCAAAAGCGGGCGAGGGUUCCAUCGUCUCGAAUCUCCGCACGAGCUUCGUACGGUAAAACAGUAGCAAACAAUUUGACUCCUCAGGAACGCGGCACGCGAUUCAGCUGUUCCAUUCAUCAACACCAAGCUCAUCCAACGCCUGCAUUAUUGUUGAUGCUGCUGCCAGAAGGACCUUAGAUUACCUCCGUAAUCAUGUAGCCAUUGCUGAGGGCUGGAGAGUGUCCCUUGAGCAAGUUUUUCAAACGCCCCUCUCACACAUCCAAGGGCUUCUUGCUUCUUACAACCUAAAAAGCCAUAGUUUCAAAAAGCUAUUUCAGACUUGCCUUGGCGCUUUAUUUUGAAGGAGCACAUCAGUGCUCGUGGGCCAGGAUUAAUCAUAUGUAGUCAAUUAGGUGACCUUGACACGUUUUUUUCAAAUGAAAAGGUUUUUACCGUGUUUAAUUGAACGUAAAAAAAGAAAGUAUGUAAAUUAUAAAGCUCUUUUCCUCCGAAUGCUCGGCUUUAGUGUUUAUUCUGAGAUAAAAAGCUCCCUCCCCUCCGCGGCCCUGAUGAUACUGGUGGUGCUGUCCGGUCGGUGGGUUACAGUAGAUUACCACUACGACCAUUUCAGGGCUCAGGAGCAGAUCUCUCAACCUCCCACUAAUCUGUCAUGAUUUCAGUAGUAGUUACUUCAUCUAAUUACGCUGAGUGGCAGCGUGGAAUCAAAAGCGCCGUCCGGAUUUGACCGCGACCGCCCUCGGGCACCUGUCUCUCACCAGCACCCUCUCCACGUCUCCAGCGAGCUCGAACCGGAUCCCCUUCCAUCCGCGGCGCGCGUCUGUAAGAGAGAGAGCAGACGCCUGAGUGGUGGUGAUAUGUGAGGGGAGCAGGGGAGCAACGCCAGCUUUGGCCAAUAUUUGGCAUCCUAUGGUGGUGAUCAAUAAUCAAGGCAUCGGAAAGGGAAACCAGUUUAAAACAUUAGCCCUAGCAACUUGUCAUACGUCAGCAUAGCUUCAACUGCGACAUCUGUACAGAUGUAAAAUCAUGGACUUAAAAAAACGGAAUGAUGAAGGACACACUUACGUUUGCUCACGCUUUGUAACCUGCAUCUAAAAAUCUGACUGCAGAUUUUACGGCGUACCUGACGAACCUCUGUGGAAGGUUCACUGUAUAUUUCUGACUGGUGUACUGUAUGUAAAGACUGAAUAAAACCUUGAAUGUUACAACAAGCCUGAA